Molecule: messenger RNA, 5838 nt
Organism: Metarhizium album ARSEF 1941
Lineage: Eukaryota; Fungi; Ascomycota; Sordariomycetes; Hypocreales; Clavicipitaceae
Product: negative regulator of mitosis
Exons: 2
Coding region: 1-5838 (1945 amino acids)
Biological process (GO): protein K11-linked ubiquitination; metaphase/anaphase transition of mitotic cell cycle; anaphase-promoting complex-dependent catabolic process
Cellular component (GO): anaphase-promoting complex
Molecular function (GO): molecular adaptor activity
Source: RefSeq, a predicted model, not a curated record
AUGGCGUCGGUAAGGUCCCUCGGCCUGCAUCACCCCUCGGGGCUGCGUCACGCCAUCGAAGAGCAACUGCUUUCUCCAAAUCCGGCUCCUUCAGAAUACAAGUGGGAAAUCACGUCGGAUGAGAGGGACAGCGACGCACUCGAGGACGAGCUCUUGACCACCCAAGACUGUGUCAUCUGGUGCCGAGGGGGCAUGUUCAGGAAGUCCUUCAAAUUUGGACUUGAGAAAGAACCCAUCACCCAGGCUCUUCUGGCUUAUUUUGCGACUUCGGAGGAUGCCCUACAAAAUGCCCAUCAUAGUGCUAGCACUCCCAUCCAAGCACCGUCUCUCGCCGCGCCAAGAUUGGAAAAGGCCCUGGCAGUGUUUCUCAAGACGCAGGCGCAUAUCUUCUUCCUCUCGGGCACCAGCCAUAUCAUCCACAUGCCAUUCGAAGUCGAGUCCGCUUGUGCAGGACCCAUUGGAGUCGUCAUUCAAAGAAAGUACAAGGCGGAGAACCUCGCUCCAAUUGCGCUCAAAUUCCCACGGGUUCCCCCAAACUCCUUCAUCUCCUCACAGCUCACGGCACUCAACAGCUCACAGCAGAACGUCUUCUCGGUGGAAGGGAUGGGAAAGCCUAAGCCGCUUCAUUUUGGCCUAAGUUCGACACUGGAGAAUAUGUGGGAUACGCCUUUAGAGCAGCAACAGUUGUCGCACUGGCCACGCCUCGUCUCGCUCAUGGAUCCCUUGUCUGACAUUGGCCUGGUUGUUGGCGAGCCUGAGCCUCACAGCCGCCGUCCCACACGCCAUAACAAAUCCAAAAAGCCCAUUUUUCUUGAUCCGGCCGAGGAAAUUCUUCACAUACAACAAAUCAACUUGCCGGAAUCCGAUCCCGGAACCUCUGAUACCCCCUUGAUACUAGCCGUUACUGUAAACAGAGAACUCGGCUCCUACACUGUUUGGCGCUUGAAGUAUCUCGAGCAUGAAGAUCCGUUUACUGGACAUCAGAGGAAGGCAAAGAAUAGGGCUGCCAGACGCCGGAGCUCGAUGCCACCUCAAGGCUUCGCAAGCGGGUCCUCAACGCCAGUUCAGCAGAAUUACAGGGAGAGCUUUGGGGCGCCUCUCCCCGGUAAGCGUCAGCGAAAGAGUGAGAAACCUGAGAAGCCGUUGGACUUGGUGUCUUCUCUCGAACAACAAGACAAUGAAGGAACUGGUGUCACCCGAAGAAGCUCCCGUCGUUUGAGCUCCAUGCUUGCGCGAGCAGACCUGUCCGCCUCGCAUGAAAGAUCAGCUUUUGCUGACCAGCCUCUCACUUCCAACACCGGAGCACCCAAAAGGAUCGAAUCGCACAACGGCCACCAAGGGCGCUCCAGCUCCAGCCUUCACCACAUUCAUCCCAGCUUGGGAAGCUUGCUUGAGGCUCCACUCGACGCGGCAUUGGAUGAAAGUCUGCACAACAUGGGGCUUGAUGAUCAUGAUUUUGAUGGAUUACAGAAUGAGAUUCGCUUCACCAAGGUUCAGACUAUCUCUCUGGAUAGCUCCAAUGUCCGUUACUCGACAUCGACUCUUCCUGCAAGAUGCCAAACCAAGGUGUUCGUUCUGACCGCUCCGCCCUUCGCGGUGGAUGAGCAAGGGCGCACCCAAUUGCUCAUAGGAAUCCAGGAGCCGCUAGAGAAACGGCUUCGGAUGAUGACUUUGCAUGUCAAAACUCAAGAAAAGCCCGGUGCUGCUGCCAGCGCGUCCGGAAAGGACAAGUCCACGUGCUCGUUCGUCUCAAUAUCGCCCGGCGCGCAGUGGAAGGUUCAGAGUGUUGUUGACUCGUCAAAACUCGUUGAUGGGGACUUGUCUGUGAUACUGGUUCUUUCCGACUCCAAAGAUGGGCAGCACGAAUUGACCGCUCAGGCACCCUGGAUUGAGCUGACAAAAAUAUCUCUUCCCAUUUUGUUUGUCGAUGAUACCAGAAGCAUCCAAUAUCGAGGCAGAGUUGCUGACAGAGACGUCAAGCAACGAAAGUCAGAGGUUAUGGACCUUACCGGUGGAGGAAUAAUUGGCAUUCGUCAUCCGCGGAAGCGCGGUGUCGUUGACGUAGUUGACGCGCAUGGUCGGCUUCACCAACUCAGAAUUCAGCUUCAGCCAAGUUGCCCACAAGUUCAAAAAGUUCUAGACAUCUGCAAAAGUGUGCUGCCAGAUGCCCUGGGCGGCCGUCUUCAUGCAGGCUGGCUUCAUCUAACACAAUGGCUGCAGAAACACCAGGAUGAUUUAGCCAAUGUCGAGUGGUCUGCAACAGCAGUUCUCCUUCUCAGUUCUUUCCUCAAUCUUGGUCGUGAAGAUACCACCCAAUUUCAAACGUCUCAGUCACCUGAUCGAAAAAGAGGGCCUGCUUCUGAAUCUUUUGGUUUCAUUCUGGGGUUAGGGGACUGGAAGGCCUUGGAAGUGGGAGAAAGUGCAAAUUCGCUGGGUUUCCCGGUGUGGAUGAUGAAUCGGGGUUGGCAAUGGGCCUUGGAGGAAGAGCCGAUCGGUAACGCAUCAGCCCAGAGCGACACUCCCCUUACAUUUCUCGCGCGUCACAUUGCCUUGUCGAAGGACUACCUCAUCUCCUCCCUCGGUGAGGCAGCGUUGGGCCAUCAAGGAUAUAUGCCCAUGUCUCUUGCCAGGUCGGCUGCCACCAGACGCAAGGUUGCCGUGGACAUCUUUAUGGCGCUCCAUCUCCUCCUUGACGAACAGAAACUAGAUAUCACAACACCUGAGUACUUCUCUCCAGGCAGGGACUACCUACGAGUCUUGCUUUGCCAACUCGCUAGAUGGCUCAAGUGGCACACUUUCGCCGAUAUUUACGAGCUAGGCAUCCAGGAGGAUGUUGAUCCGCGCCAUGAUUCCGUUCAACCAGACAUUUUGGAAUGGAUCCAAUCCCGACUAUGCGGAGUUCGGGGGACGCCCUGUAUGACGCCCGCCGACAUAUAUUACGCCAGCUCACGGGUCUCGGAGGCCGAGAAGUUGCAGGAUAAGAGAUGGGACACUAUUACAACCAGAACACUGAUGUUCAAACGCCUCUUCAAGGUAAUCAGGCCCAAAUCGACUGCUGUUGAGAUGGUUGAAGCCAUGCAGGAUUGCGGGUUUACGAACUAUAUCCUCGAGUCGCUCCCUGAAGCUGUGCUGGCACCUCUUCAAGAUGCAAUAUCCCUAUGCCAGCCACACCCACCCUCGCAAUGGUCCCAUGGUCUCCUGGACUUGGUGAAGAGAAGUGACAUUAGCCUCAUUGUCAAACCGAGUCGACGACCCCGACAAGCCGUGGCGAACAUUUUGGCACCAACCCAUAUGGCUGCUUGGGAUUUUGGGUUGCUAUGCCAAAGCGUAGAAGAGGCUAACAACACUGGAUAUGACGAGGGUGAAGGUACUGAACGCCAGGCGGUGAUACGGGCCCUUUUCAAAGACGAUCGCCGUCUCAAUGAAGCCCAGGAUCUGCUUUCAACGCACAAGACCAGGGUGGUCCGUCUUAAUCCUGAUCCUACUUGGCCGGAAAGCGAGUACUUGGAAAAGCAGAAAGAGCUUGUUUCUAGAAUCGCAACGGGUACACUGGCAAUCCCGGCGGGUCGUGCGCUGUUAUACUAUAGUUUACGCUUCCCUCUGAUAACCCAAAAGUUCCACAUUGGCGGCUUCAACUUGAAUUGCAUAGUUAAGCCAACCAAGGUCACUGUCGGUGUUGACAAGUCGCUGUUCACGGAGGAGAAGGUUUGCUGGGGCUUCUUUCACCAAGGCGUUGCUGCGGGCCUAGCAAUUUCGCCCCAGGCCAAAGGGAUCGAUACUUCUUGGAUCUUGUACAACAAACCGGCACAAGAGUUGAGUAACAGACACGCCGGCUUUCUCUUAGCCCUUGGCUUGAACGGACAUCUCAAAGGAGUGGCCAAAUGGGUUGCGUUCAAGUAUCUGACUCCCAAACACACCAUGACAUCUAUUGGGCUGCUUCUGGGUUUGGCGGCAUCAUAUAUGGGCACGAUGGAUUCUCUCAUCACUCGAUUACUGUCAGUUCAUGCAACACGCAUGCUCCCUCGCGGUGCCGCCGAGUUGAAUUUAUCUCCUCUCACACAAACAUCUGGGAUUAUGGGCAUUGGCCUCCUGUACUGCAACAGCCAGCAUCGACGAAUGAGUGAAAUCAUGCUCUCGGAAAUAGAACACAUUGAUGAAGACGACGAAGAGGAGCCUCUCAGGAGCGAAUGCUACCGUCUUGCCGCUGGCUUCGCCUUGGGCCUCAUCAACUUAAGCAAGGGCGGUGAUCUGAAGGGUCUCCAAGACAUGAAGCUCACGGAGAAACUCAUUGCUCAUGCCACGGCAACCAAGAAUGUCGAAAUCGUCCACAUCCUUGACAGGGCUUCAGCUGGCGCUGUCAUGGCCAUCGCCCUCAUAUUUAUGAAGUCUGAAGAUACAAUUGUGGCCCGAAAGAUUGACGUUCCCGAUUCGGUUCUGCAGUUCGACUAUGUGCGGCCAGACAUCCUGCUCCUUCGCACCCUGACCAAGAAUCUGAUUCUCUGGUCAAGGAUCGAGCCUACACUCGCAUGGGUCCGCGACAGCCUUCCUGUUCCGUAUCGCUCCCGACACAAGCUGCAAUGCACGACCAAGCUACGCUCGACAGACCUCCCAUUCUUUAGUAUACUGACCGGAAUUUGCUUUUCGGUUGCCCUUCGAUUCUCGGGAAGUGCCUCCACCAGGGCUCGGGAUCUGCUGCUACACUACCUUGAUCAAUUCAUACGCAUCUCAAACAUCGAAGCUACCCCGCGGCCUCACCCAGAUGCUGCACCUCUGUAUGACGAGGAACUCGCAAGGUCAAAUGCUAGAAUGUGCCAAGACAUUCUGGCCUUGUCCUGUUCCAUCGUCAUGGCUGGCACCGGCGAUAUUUUGGUUCUGAGACGGCUGCGCUCUCUACACGGCAGGGAUAACCCGGAUGUCCCAUACGGAUCGCAUCUUGCUGCCCACCUGGCCAUCGGAUCUCUAUUUCUAGGGUGCGGAACGGUAACGUUUGGCUCCAGCGAUAAAGCAAUUGCUGCCUUGCUGAUAUCAUUCUAUCCCAUCUUCCCAACCAACGUGAUGGACAACAGGUCACAUCUCCAGGCCUUCCGCCACUUUUGGGUUUUGGCAACAGAGCAGCGCUGCUUGGUUGCGAAGGAUGUGCUGACGGGACUGCCAGUAUCCGUGUCUGUACAAAUCAAGAUGAAGCAAGAUCCUUCCUCUGAGCAUGUUCUGUAUCGUACAACGCCUUGUCUCUUACCUCCCCUUGAUCAAAUAUCAAGUUUGUCGACUUCUUGCGGACCUCGAUUUUGGGAUAUUGAGCUCGACUUCUCCAAUGAUGAGCUACGACGAGCGUUUUCUCAUACGCAGAGCAUGUACCUACAACGACGCCCACCAUCCGAAGGAGCUUUCACAUCUACGCUGCGAACUUUGGGCAGCGAGGGCAAGGGAAACAAUCCGCUCGAGUGGAUAUUUGGUCUAGGCAAACUUGAAAGCGUAAGCUACGCAGAACGCGCGGCCCUUUUGGAGAGCAACGACAAGGAACAAGAUGGGGUGUCUGCUGUAGAUGCUCGAAUGGAGAUGGAGAGCGGCAUUGUACAAGGCGGCGAUCGAGAACGUCUGCAGGGUGCAAGACUCCUCUUCGAAUGGGGGGCCACCCGAGAAAGGCUGCUCAAGUCUGCCGCUCCCAGCCUCCAAGAAAGCCAAGCUACCAUCAAAACCGGUGCCUCUCAAGAGGCAGAGACAACGGGGGGAGGCCUGGCGUCCCGCUCCCCCGGCGGUGAUGUAUGGUGGAUGCGGGACAGUGCAAUUGAAGCAUUAAAAGGCCAGGUCUGGCUAGCUGUACGAGACGGAGAUCAUUAG